AUGCAAAAUUUGCAGGCCGAAGGACAAGCUAGUGGACUGUCUACGGCUGCUAGCUCCAGCAUUUGCGAAGAACAUCCGAGAGAGAUCAAGGACCUGUUCUGUCAGAAAUGUGAAGUCUCUCUGUGUUCUGAAUGCGUUCAUUCAGACCAUAGAGGCAGUCCUCAUAGAGUCCUCAGCAUCGAGGCAGCAAAAAAAAGACGCGAGCAAGUGGGAAUAUCGUUGGAAGCCUUCUCACGAUCUGUAAAAGAAGCAUCAGAAACUUUGAGCAAGAUGAACGCAUACAUCCAAACAUUUAUCUCCAAUGAUUUGCAGAGGGCUGAAGAUAUCUGCAAUAUUUACCAACAGUCCUCAAUUUAUGAAAGAGAACUGAAAAAAAAGCGGGAAGUGCUAGACGAAGCGCUAGAGGAGCAACGAAUCCUGGUUGCUAGAUUCCACAGAGAGGCCAAAAAAGAACUGGAUGAAAAGUUUACCGCGGUUGAAGACGCUCUGAGGAAAGUUGGCGAUCAGAAUUAG
Molecule: messenger RNA, 513 nt
Organism: Symsagittifera roscoffensis
Lineage: Eukaryota; Metazoa; Xenacoelomorpha; Acoela; Convolutidae
Product: tripartite motif-containing protein 2-like
Exons: 1
Coding region: 1-513 (170 amino acids)
Molecular function (GO): zinc ion binding
Source: RefSeq, a predicted model, not a curated record